Lampris incognitus (smalleye Pacific opah) is the source of this 3173-nucleotide messenger RNA. Its product is annotated as transforming growth factor-beta receptor-associated protein 1. The record is from RefSeq and is a predicted model, not a curated record. NCBI's taxonomy places the organism in Eukaryota, Metazoa, Chordata, Actinopteri, Lampriformes, Lampridae. The transcript is spliced from 11 exons. Gene Ontology annotation, cellular component: cytoplasm; membrane. Gene Ontology annotation, biological process: endosomal vesicle fusion; intracellular protein transport; autophagy. Gene Ontology annotation, molecular function: protein binding. The coding region runs from base 1 to 2553 and encodes 850 amino acids.
AUGUCUCUGAGGGUUUUCACUAGAGCACACGCCUAUGAAAAACAGGCCUCUCCGAAAGAGGACAAAUGCAGCAGCAUCCAGUGCAUUGAGCGCUACGACCAGAACGUCUACACCGGUGCCAAAGACUCGACGGUCCAGCACCUCAUCCUUUCCAGCAGCACAAAUGGAAACCUCAGUCUGAGUGGGGAGAGAACCAGAGAGGGGAAGAUGAGAAAACUGGGCUCAGGCAGCCCGGUAACACAGCUGAGGGUUGUACCGCUUUUCAACCACCUGCUGGUACUGUGGGACGGCUCCGUCAGAGCCCUCAACAUGUUCUCGUUAGAGCCGGUGCAGACUCUGAAGAAGAUCCAGCACGUGUCCCUGUUCGACGUGUGCAAAUCAGCACUCGCGGCCCUGUCCCGGUUGGCAUGUGUGGAGAUGGUGACGUCAUCCAGCCGCAGGAAACGGGUGCGGAUCCACGUGGUGGGUGUGAACAGGUGGGACGUUGUGAAAGAGGUCUCGCUGGCCCAGGAGCCCGUGGCCCUGGCAGUGGACGGCUCCUGUCUGUGCUUAGCGACUGGCGACAGAUACCUCCUUUAUGAUUAUGAGACUGAAAGCAGCAUGGAGCUCUUCCCUCACAAUCAUAACAGGCAGAAUAUCAUCGUCGCCACAGCAGGGAGAGGAGAAUUCCUACUGAACGGGCCUGGAUCCUUAGGCAUGUUUGUGAUGACGACGGGGAUAAGCCAGCGUCCUCCGCUGCAGUGGCCUGCGGUGGUCCUGUCGGCGGCGGUGUGUUUCCCUUACAUCCUGGUCCUGCAGUCCCAAGCUCUGUCUGUCUACAGCAUGUUGGACCAGCAGCUCAAACAGACCAUGAGUCUGGAUGGGGCCAGCGGUCUGGUCCCUGCAACAGAUGGUGCAUUAGUUUUCACACAGAAGCAGAUCGUGGCUCUUUCCUUGGUGCCUCUGGAGGAGCAGAUCCAGGCUCUCAUUGGAGACCAGAGGCUGGAGGAGGCCUCGCUGUUGCUGGGUGGCGUUCAAAGCCAUCUUCCAUCAGAGUCGUACGAGGAGUUGCAUAAAUUGAUCGCUUGCCUGGCCGGAUUUGCUCGGUUUUACCAGGAGGCUUUUUCAGAGGCAAGGGAUCUAUUCAUCAAAGCUGAGCUGGAUCCCAGAGAAAUUAUUGGCCUCUACCCUGACAUGGAGUCCUGUCUCGGUGAGGCCUUUCACACCCAGCUAGUUCGAGUGGUGAAACGCAAGGACCUCCAGCUGCUACGACAAGCUGACAGCGCCGCAUUUCACCGUUACUUGGAUUUUCUGGGUAAUUUCCUGCGAGCUGUCCGAGGGAUGGAGCAAGGCCGGAAGUGCGCUCAGGAGGUGGACUGCACUCUCCUGACGCUUUAUGCUGAGCAGGGACACAAUGAGUACCUGGAGUCGCUUGUGGCAUCUCCCAAUGCCUGCAGGCUGGACUACUGCACUCCUUUUCUGGAACAGCACCACAGAUUUUUUGCACUGGGCUUGCUAUAUCAGAUCCACGGGCAGCAAACUGAUGCAAUUCAGAUGUGGGUGAAGAUUGCAGAUGGCUACCAUGAUAAUGCUUCCUGCUCAAAUGUGUAUGAACACAUAGUGUGGACUCUUAGCCAGCUGAAAGAUAGAGAUGUUGUGUGGACGUUUGCAGACUGGGCUCUGCAGAGAAACCAAGAGACUGGCGUGCAGAUUUUCACCAAGCGUCACCCAGAUGACAGAGACACUUUUGCAGCAGAAGACAUCGUUGCUCACUUGAAAAAGUAUCCACUGGCCUUGCUGCUCUACCUUGAGUUCUUGAUCCAUGAAUUGAAAAGUGAGGAGGAAGGCCAUCACAACCUCCUGGCCCUGGCAUAUGUCACCCAGAUACUAGAGACCCUUCAUAAGGAAGGGGAAACAGAAUCAGAGACAGCGGCGACCAGAGAGAAACUACAAAGCCUACUAUGGGAAUCAGUCUUCUAUGACAUCCCCGCUGUAUAUGAGCAAGUGAAGUCAACGGACCUCUGCGCUGAGAAAGCCAUCCUACUAGGUAAAGCAGGGGAACACUCCCGGGCUCUGCAGGUGCUCGUACGUGAGGAAAGAGACCCCCAUGCUGCAGAGGCUUACUGCCACAGGGCUGCCGAGGGCCGGGGGGGAGAGCUGAGACAGACCCUGCUGUUCACUCUGUUCGAUGUUUACCUGAGCUGCAAGGAUCUGGCCAGCGCCGCUGCAGAUCUGCUGAACAACAACGCUCAGGCAUUUGCCCUGGAGAAAGUCAUCCAGCUCCUGCCUGAGCACUGGUCUGUCCGGCUGGUCUCCCAAUUCCUACUGGGAUCCCUCAGGGAGACCUUCCACCAGAGGCGGAUGAGAGGAUUACAGAGGGGUCUGGCCCAGGCAGAGCUCCUCAGAUAUAAAGUUGCUCGGACCCAGACGUCAAGGAUGAUGCUCAGCGUGGAUAAGAACCAGGUGUGUACAGCUUGUCAGAGGGACAUCACUGUGCCACAGUUUGUCUGUAACCUCAAGGGGGAACUGAUCCACAUAGACUGUAUCAGCAACGAGGAGUCAACCAGGGACUGAUGGCCUGCUCUAUUGUGUGUGUGUGCGCGCGCGUGUGUGUGUGUUUGCGUGUUUGUCUGUCUGUAUGCUUGUACCGUCUGAGGGCCAUUCAGAGUUGCAUUUUUAUUUGGCCAUAUAAGUGUCUGUGUCGUCUUCCCCAGCAAUUAUCCUGGAUUAGAAUGUAUCAUCCUGGCACAUUCAGUACAAGGGUUCAAUUCAUAGACUGUGGACUAGACAUAUUCCCUAAUUACAAAAAUAAAAUACAUUGUGUAAAUAACUGGUUCCAAAAUGUAAAAUAGCUAGUAAUGCAUAUUUGAAGCUGGCACGUCUGAGUCAUUUCCUCAUCAGACUAUGGACCGUUAUAGCCAUGAACUGAGCGUGCAGAGGACACUCUGAGACAUAUAUUCAAUGAUCAGAUGCUGGUAUUUCAUAAGGAAACCACCUGUGGUAAACCUGAUGACCAGGGGGAGUUUGACCAUCCUCCCUCUGCCCUAUAUAUUGCAUCUAUUCUAUCACAGUUUCCACCGGCUGUGUGUAUUUAUCUACAUAAAGAUGGAAAUAGAAUGUCAAUGUCAACAACCAAGUGCACGUGAGACACUUUUAUUCGGCCGUUACUUGAUGUAUUAAAAUACAUUCGUGAC